AAGCUGCCAAAGAACGCCAGAAUGUCGAAACAGUUUCAGAUGUAAUUGUUUAUCUUUGAAAUUAAUACGAGAUUCGGACAUCAAACGAACCAUAGUUUCAUGUACCUGAUCCGUACGUGAUCUUAUAAAUUGUUUCUGACUGCACCACAAGCCUUCAAUUGCGUUCAGCUCCGAGUGAAACUUCGGACAGAAAAUAACUUUCACUCCACAUCUUUCACCUAGCUGUUCCAAACGUGAAGUCUAAGAGCGGAAAAAGAAAAAAACUUGCAAGUUCUGCGGCUCAGAAAAGAGUGAGGUAUUUUGCUUACAGUAUUAAAGAUAGAAUGGUCAGCUAACAGCUUUCGUAACUCAUCGAGUUUUAAAUUAGCGGAUGUUGUCACUUUGAGUUCCCGUGCAAUUUCCAGCAAACCUUUACUCUGUCCUUUGUGUGGUCCAUUUCGAAAAUAGCAAUGGAGAGUUUGUUUUGUUCCCUGUGAAUCAAUAAAGUCGAUACUGCCGACCGGACACUUCUUUCCAAUUGAUUUGGCAAAAUCAUUGAGAGAAUAUGCUUUUUCACUAUGAGUGCGAGCAUUAUCAACGAUACAAAUGAAUUCGUGAUUUUUGAAAUCACUUUUGAAUUUAAUUAGCUUGAAUAGUCGUUCGAACUGUUGAAGUAUGGUUGAGUUAUCAAAGUAACUAUCUUUGCCGACUUGAAUUGAAGCUGUGGCAGAGUUUUCAAGAUAGUCAAUCCCAGACAGUUCGUCUAACUCUUGAUAAUUUUUGACAGCUUCCUUCCAUUCUGUAUCGUUCAAAGCAAAGAAAGGUCCCGAAGGAUGCUGCACGAGAAAGUCCGAAACCAUAUUGGAUCUACCGCGACCCUUACUGUGAAAGGGUGCAGUAUCACCAUAAAACCAACGUUUCGCACUGACCUCUCCCGAUUUAAAUGUAGAUUCGUCACGAACUAAUUUGAAAAAGAAGCAAAGGGAGACAGAAUUAGAGACCUAGCUCUCAAAAUCUUUCUUUGAAGGUUUUCUGGAAAACCUCUGCUCAAUGAUAGGUUUGAUCACACAAAUCUGAAACUUUUAGACUCUGCUGAACGGUUUCGAGUUGUCAAGUAUUUUAGAUAUAUAAGUUACUGUUCAUCUCCUUAGUUUACAUUUAUUAUGCCUCGGCCAACCAAACGUCACUCGCUUAACCAAAAACGUUACUCAGAUAAGAAUUUAGCAAGUGUAAUUGACAGCGAAUCGUCUGAGGAAGAGUUAGCGAUGGAAGUGGAUCAGAACGAAGAUAAAGAGCCACUGAACUUCAAAGGCAAAGUAAUGCUGAAUGACAUUUCUGAUUUAUUCGAGCUAUGUCAAUCCAAAUGUCCCACAAAAUAUAACAGCUGUUUACUGUACAUGGCUAUGCGUCAUUUGGGUCUUAAGUGGAACGAUUGCCAUAAUUUUAUGAAAGAAAUUGGAGCCUUAACAACUCAGACUGCUCACAAAGGGACUAGUAUAUUUAUUCACGGUGAUUUUGACGAAUUUUGUCACGAGAACAGAGGUGGCAAACGUAAAAGUGAAUUCUACGAUUCAUUUCCUGAACUAGAAGAACAAGCAAAAUUAUUUACACUGGAGCGUUGUUCGAGAAAAUCGGCAGAUUUCACAGCUAAUGACCUCGCUAAAUUCGUUGAUGACCAGUUUUAUUUGAUCACACAAACCGUGAAAGACGACGGUGCUCCGCUCGUUCGUUCUCCCGCAUCCUGUCGAAUUGAUUUGCGCCGUUGGGGUGCUCGUUUCGAACAAAAUGGAAAUCGCCCUUAUUCUGAGGGCCAUGAGAGAGCCGAUGUUAUCGAACAUCGUGUCAAAUUUAUCGAUCAUCGAAUCUCGCAUUAA
Messenger RNA from Didymodactylos carnosus, 1853 nucleotides. The record is from the annotation of a GenBank genome assembly. NCBI's taxonomy places the organism in Eukaryota, Metazoa, Rotifera, Eurotatoria, Philodinida, Philodinidae.